Molecule: messenger RNA, 1002 nt
Organism: Perkinsus marinus ATCC 50983
Lineage: Eukaryota; Perkinsozoa; Perkinsida; Perkinsidae
Exons: 9
Coding region: 1-978 (325 amino acids)
Source: RefSeq, a predicted model, not a curated record
AUGCUUCCUCGCCCUUCCGUCAUCUGGACUUCGCUCCUUGCAGCUGUAGUGUCUCUGAUCCUGUAUAACUUCAGUGUAGUCGUAGUAUCCUUGGUCCAUCUCGACUUUGCUCACGUACCGAACAGUAUAUGGCCCAUGACCCACCCUGCCACCUCUGAGGGUCUGCAAGGGGCUCGGAACUAUCGAGUCCAGAGUGGCAAUGAGACUUUGGGCGUUUGGCUAGUACCAGCGAAUGGCGGCAUCAAGCCUGCUGAGCGAGUUGUCAUAUACUUCCAUGGCCAGGCGGGCAGUCGAGCCCAGGGCCAUCGCGUAGAGCUAUACAAGAUGUUUGCUAACAGGCUGAAUGCUACUGUGGUCGCCGGCGAUUUGAGAGGGUACGGUGACUCGACUGGAACUCCCUGGACUAGUGGUAUUCUCGAGGACAUACGAUCGAUCGUGGAUUGGACCGGGAAGAUGUUCGACAAUGAUACAUUACCUGUAUAUAUACACGGCCACUCAUUGGGAGGUCCGCAGGCGCUCUAUGCUGCACGGUACAUGAUCGCAACUGGGAGGAAUGUAUCUGGUUGUAUUCUCGAGUCGACCUUUGUAGAGUUCCCUGAGACGGCAGCUCAGCAUCCCAUGACGCUACCGCUUUGGUUUCUACCGUUGAACACUCGAAUUCACCUCUUGGCUUCCCUCAUGGAACCUGUGAUAGAGGACCCCACUUCAUUCGACUACCACACAGGAAAACAGCUGCAACUUUUACGCGAGGAGGCUCCUGAAGUACCCAUAAUCAACUUUCAUGGUUUGUCCGACUGGCAAGUGUCCCCGAAGAACGCUCGUGCUCUGAGAAGCUCUGUGGGUGGUGUCAAUUACACUACUAUCUUCAUCAAUGGAGGCGGCCAUUCAAACCUUCAUACAGGCCUCAACCAAGACCAAAUGGCCAAAGGCCUCCAUGACUGGUUCCUUCAGACCGACCGUUUCUCUAUGGUCAACUAAUGCGAAUUGUUUCGAUACCAUCCU